UUUAAAAAGAUUCUUUUUAAGUAGAACACUUGAAGGCUACUGCAGCUGAUAAAUGAACACUGCCAGCAGGGACAGUCCUGAUGUAACGGUUGGCUGUUCCACUGCAAUUCUUUGUGGCAAUGGGGGCAUGCUUGUGUAAUAUUUCAACAAUAUAAUACACAGGGAAUAACAAAUAUAAUCAUGACCAUAUUGUUCAGUCUGUUUUAUGUUUCUGAAUAAUUGAGAGACCUGAGUGACAGGCACAAAUUUCCCAACAAUAGAUUUGAUUGAAGUGUAAGAGCAUGCUGGGACCUCCUAAAAAUCUGCUCUAAGUUAUCCUCAUACACCAGAUGGCCAAACAGAUGGACAAAAGUAGACUACUGUAUGGAAAUAAGACUUACUCUCAUGGGCCGCAUGGUGACACAGCUGGUAGUGUUGCCACCUCACAGCUCCAGGGUCCCUGGUUUCAUCCUAAGCUUGGGAGACUGAGUGGCAUUUCGUAUGUUCACCCUGUGUCCGUCUGGGUUUUCUGCAGGUUCUCCAGUUUCCCCCCAUUGUCCAAAAACAAUGGAUACAAUGGACUAACAUCCAAUCCAGGGUAAAUUCUUCUGCCUUGCGUCCAGUCUGGGGAUAGGCUCCAGUUCCGUUUGACCCUGAUCAAAAUAAAUGAAGGUUAAUGAACAUGAAUGCAGGAAUGAAUCACGCACACACACAUUCUACACAGGGUAAUGGGGAGCCUGGAUCCUAUCCCAGGGAAAUUGGGGCACAAAGUGGGGGACGCCCUGGACAGGUUGCCAACCCUUUCCCAGGGCACAAUCUCACACACACAUUCACACACUCAUUUACACACUACAGACGAUUUGGAAACGCCAGUUGGCUUACAAUGCACUUUAGACUGGGGGAGGACACCAGAGUACCAAGAGGUAACCCCUGAAGCACAGGGAGAAUAUGCAAACUCCGUGCACAAAGGGCAGAGGAGGGAAUCGAACCCCCAACCCCGGAGGUGUGAGUCAAACCACUAAAACCACCAUGCCCCCCAGCAUUUUUACAUUGUUAUUUCUUUGGCAAAUUGUUAUUUCUUUGUCAUUUCUCAUUAUCAUUUAUUUCAAUUUGUUAUUAUUACAAAGCAUUAUUAUAAUAAAGUCUUAUUAUUUUAGCAGUAGAAAAUGUUUAAAAAGGCAGCAUUCUCUUUUCUACCACCCUUUAUGGUGAUAUUAUUUUUUUAUGCUUUUGGAUGGAAACAUAACCUAAACUUGGCAAGGACAGAAAAUGAUUGACAGCCGAUUUUAAUCUGUGAUUGGCCAGCGCAGAAUGUGACUGACUACCAGCAGUUAGGUGACUGUUAUAAGCAAUCAAAGUCCCGCCCACGGCUUUCUUUUCCAGCCUGACCCUGCAGCAUUCCUGUACUCACUCCAAGCAGAAGCCGAGCAGCGUACUGCGCAUGCGCAUCAUGGUUCCCGUAAUAGCCCAGCUGCGCCCUCUGGCGUCGACAAGCACGGCAGCGUCUCAGUUUCUCAGCGGCAGCUUUUAAAACCACAGCAGCGUCUUAUUGAUCAUAAAGAGGCUUCCGGAGUUCCCGACUCUGAGGGUUUUGUUUUUUUUCUUUUCCCAACAGUACACACGUUAAACCCAUUCCCACUACUUCACAUCCGGACCCGAACAGCGCUGUGAAUAUGGACUAAAUCAAGAAUGCAGCACGCUUGGGAAUUCAUUAUUAUUUUACAUCUUAAUGUCAUCGUUUCUGAAGCACAGCCUGCAUCCUCAAUGCCUCAUGAUGGAUGGUGGGCUUAUAAAGAAGUCAUAGAAGGAAGUUUUAUUCCAGUUCCCUCUUUUUGGGGAUUGGUGAACUCUGCAUGGAAACUUUGCUCGGUUGGGAAAAGACAGUCGCCGGUGAACAUUGAGACCCGCCGUUUGACUUUUGACCCCUUCCUUACCCCCCUACGUAUCACAGGAGGACGAAAGAUCAGUGGUGUGAUGUAUAAUACAGGGCGUCAUGUGAUCCUGCGUGUGGAUGGCUCUAAGCGUGUGUGUGUGUCUGGUGGUCCCCUGAGUUACACGUACACACUGCAGGAGAUCAGACUGCAUUUCGGCAGCGAUGACACACACGGCUCAGAGCACCUGAUCAACGGUAAUGCCUUUCCUGGAGAGGUGCAGUUAAUCCACUAUAAUCAGGAUUUAUAUUUAAACUACAGUGAAGCAGAGAAGAGCCCGCACGGUGUCGCCAUUAUCUCUAUCUUCAUGAAGAUAUCAGAGCCCACUAAUCCAUUUCUCCUCCGGAUGCUGAGCAGAGAAAUUAUCACUAGAAUAACGUACAAACAAGAUGCAUACGAACUUGCGGGAUUGGAUCUGGAGGAACUGUAUCCUGAGACAUGGCGCUUUAUAACAUAUGAAGGCUCGCUGACGGUGCCACCAUGUCUUGAAACGGUCACGUGGAUCUUGAUGAAUAAACCUGUCUACGUCUCACAAAUUGAGCUGCAGUCUCUGCGACUCCUCAGUCAAAAUGCAGUGUCUCAGAUCUUCCUCAGUUUAAGUGAUAACUAUCGGCCGCAGCAGAGCCUAAAUCAGCGCUGCAUACACACCAACAUCAAUGUCAAUACGCACACACACCAGUGUGCUAAUACACUCAGGACACACUACAGGGUCAAUGAGUGGCUACUGAAAUAAACCUGUGAUAAACAGUGUGUGUGUCUUCUGCAAAGAGACAAAGGAGAGAUGACUGAAGACACGGCCAUAUUAUUUUACUGUGUAUUAUGAUUAAAUAAAGGCAGUUUGGGAGGGAAUGCUCUGUGUGUGUCUGAAUCACUAUUAUCUCCACUUUAUAUAAAGGACACAAGAUAUACUCAGCCAUCAUUGUGAAUUAUUAUAUAGUGUAUGUGGCUUUCUUACAACACGCCCUAUUGCACUUAAUGUAUUUGUGGUAAUAAACUAAAAUAGACGUUUAUCGUCGUGUGUAAAAGUAUUCUGUAUGGUGUUCUGGGUUGCAUCUCCCUAAUGCUUAGAAGAAACCUUUAUAUGUCACACAUGCAUUACAGUACAGUGAAUUCUUUUCUUUGCUUACCCCAGCUUGUUAGGAGAGCAGGGAGAGCCGUGAUACAGCAUCCCUGGGGCAGAUAGUGUUUAGGGCCUUGCUCAAGGGUCCAACAGUGGCAGCUUGGCUGGGGCUUGAAGCCCUGACCUUCUGACCCAGUAACUUAGAACCUUUAACCGCUGAAUGCAGUAAGCAUACAUAAUAAUAACAAGUAGAAUUACUCAAUGUGUCUAUUAUUAAUGUACAGUAUGUGUGUGCAAAGUUGAAGACAUACAUACAAUUGCACUUGUGUUACAAUCUCACUCUCCUCAUUAGCUUGCUAUGAUCACACCAUAAUACCCAUGUGUCUUCUGCAUGUGUCUUCUAGGAUACAUCCCAGUCCCUACCAUUGUUCAGGGGAA
Molecule: messenger RNA, 3408 nt
Organism: Ictalurus punctatus (channel catfish)
Lineage: Eukaryota; Metazoa; Chordata; Actinopteri; Siluriformes; Ictaluridae
Product: carbonic anhydrase-related protein 10
Exons: 9
Coding region: 1669-2643 (324 amino acids)
Molecular function (GO): carbonate dehydratase activity; zinc ion binding
Source: RefSeq, a predicted model, not a curated record